Messenger RNA from Funneliformis geosporum, 910 nucleotides. Lineage: Eukaryota; Fungi; Glomeromycota; Glomeromycetes; Glomerales; Glomeraceae. The record is from the annotation of a GenBank genome assembly.
AUGAAACGCUAUAACUGGACCUCUGAAACUCCAUCAUCUGAACUAGCUAAAUAUAUAGAGGAAAUUAACAAAAAUCAACAUGGGAUUACUUCGAGUAAAUUGAGAAAGAUAGGUACAGACCAUGCUAGCAGGAUCUAUGGAAGUAGAAACGAUUCUCAUCACCAAUAUUUACGAAAAUUGGCUUGCAGACAAAUAGUAAGUCAUUAUGAAUCAGUAGAAAGUUACAGCGUAAUGAACGACCCACCUUCUUGUAAUUGUUCAAAGGAAUACCAGAGUAGUGUUCCCAAGCAAUCUGUGAACAGACAUGAAGAAGUGGAAAAUUUCAAAAAUAGUAUAGGAUUUAGUAAUAGGGUAUUAGAACUGAUAGCAGGAUUAUAUCCAAAUCUGAAGUAUCUCAAUUUAUGCGAUGAUCAAUCGGGUGAUUAUAUAAGCUUUUGUGUUCGAGAAGUAGAGUAUCUAGGUCUAUGGAAAAUUGCACAGUCAUGCCAUAAAUUAGAAUAUCUAAAUAUUUCUCACCGCACUGAGUUUACCGAAAUAUCAAUUUGUAAUAUUAUUCAUUCUUGUCCAGACCUCCAGCAUCUUAACCUUACCUUUUGUGAAAUUACUAAUAUAACUAUCGAAGAAAUUGCUAGAUCAUAUAUCCAUAUCAAAAAUUUCAAUGAUCUAAAAAACCCUAGUCUUAUUACCGCAUUCAGUGAUUAUCUUAGACAUGCUGAUACUGCCCAUCAGAAUUUAGCAUGGUCCCUUUUAGCUAAUGCUUUAAAUUCAAACGGAGUUGAAAUUGGACAACAAGCCAGAAUUUUUCAUCAGAAUUUGGCCCAGGCUUUACAUCAGAUUCAGGUAUCCUCCAAACGUAUUAUCCUAAUAAAUGCCAGUUUAGAGCAGCGAAUGCCCACACUUUCAAUCAAAG